AGCCCUUCAAUGUCCUUCUUGGAUUGAGGGGCCCAAAACUGAACCCUGGAUUUGAGGUUCAGCCUCACCAGCACCGAGUCCAGGGGUCGAUCCCUUCCCCGCUCCUGCUGGCCACCCCAUGGCUGAUCCAAGCCAGGAUGCUGGUGGCCCUCUUGACCACCUGGGCUGCUGCUGGCUCGUGUUCAGUCGUUAUCAACCAACACCCCAAGGUCUUUUCCACCGGGCAGCUUUGCAGCCGCUCUCCCCCAAGCCUGGAGCUCUGUGGGGUUGCUGUCACCCAAGUGCAAAACCCACCACUUUUGGCCACCUUGGGACUUUCUCCAGGAGCCACAUCUUCCCGAGGGACUACAGAGGCUCAGCUCCUGCCGGAGGGUCCAUAUACCACAUGCCAGGUCACCAGCCAACCCACGGCCAGCGCCAGCCCCAGUGUCACCUGCCCAGAGGUUAAUCAUUGCCGGAGCAGCCGGGCCAACGCCGGUGUGAAAAGCUGUGCCAUUCCCAGGGCUGUUUUCCUUUCCUGAGCGUGGAACGCUGCGAGCAAACACCUGGCAGGGCAGGGUGCAAUGGUGACCCAUGGGAUGGGGGACCUCAGUGGGCUCCAGAGCACCGAUCGGGGCGGGCAGGACGCUGGCGGGAGGGAGUGCUCACUCCUGCCUUGCUUUGGGUUUUCUCAAGAAGGUUUCUUGGCACCUGCGAUCAUCAUGUUCAACCGAUAGAGGAUCUGGGGGUGGCUGCUUUCCCACAGUGUCAUCUCGUGAUUGCCCAUGAACCCAUCAGCCAGUCUUGGAGAACCUCGGCUUCUUGGAGGUCAGAGGGAAGGAGAGGAGAGAGGACUGGAAAUCUUGUCCGGUGAAGGAUAGAAGCACUCUUACUUCACGUUGACUUUGGCUGGAGGAGCUGCCAAAGGGCAGAUUGGCCUUGCUGGUGGAGGACGGUCACCUGGGGACACCCCGAGACGUUCCCAUCAUGGCACCGCUUGGCAUCGCUGUUUUCCAGCCCCGGGCAGGGCGACGUGGCGCUGCCCCAAUGCCACGAGUUGGGGUGUGAUAGGAGGAGCCACUUCAGCUGACGGAGGUGCCCGCUAUAAAGCACCCGCUGGCCCCAAGGAGAAGACAUUAGCGAGCCCACCAUGGCCAACGAGCUGCCCCUCUGCCUGUUCCUGGUCCUGCUGCUCCUGGCACCGGCUUUGCCUGCUCCGCACGCCCGAGGGCUCAUCUUCAACUUGGACACCGGCGAGCUGUGCAUGCAGAGCGCCCAAUGCAAGAGCGGCUGCUGCCACCGCAACGGUGGCCUCAGCAUGGCCCGAUGCGCACCGAAGGCGGCCGAAUUCCAGGAGUGCUCGCCAAAGAGCCUCUAUGGGGUCUACUACAACUGUCCCUGCGAGAGCGGCUUGACCUGCGAUUCUGAUAAGACCAUCAUAGGGUCCAUCACCAACAGCAACUUCGGCAUCUGCAAGGACAGCCGGGGAUCCAAAGGGUUGCAGUGAAGGAAAAAGAAUCCCUGGGGCUUCCCUGUGCUGCCCUCGCCUUUCCCCACCCCCGGGGAUACCCGGACUUGUCUGCAUCGCUCCGGCUACAGGGGGUCCAGUAAAGAGCAUCUGCUGUGAGCUGCAAGCUGGGCUUUUCACUUGAUGUAUCCUUCCAGCCUGGGAUGGGACAGCAGGGCUAGAAGGUCCUGGAAAAAUCUGCAAGGAUGUGGUGGCUUUGCCUACGCAAUGACAGACUCAGAGAGUUGGGGUUGUCCAGCCUGGA
This is a messenger RNA of Cuculus canorus (common cuckoo), 1751 nucleotides long. It is a transcript of the gene CLPS, whose product is annotated as colipase. Gene Ontology annotation, cellular component: extracellular region. The coding region runs from base 1130 to 1486 and encodes 118 amino acids. Gene Ontology annotation, biological process: positive regulation of catalytic activity; lipid catabolic process; digestion. Gene Ontology annotation, molecular function: enzyme activator activity; lipase binding. The record is from RefSeq and is a predicted model, not a curated record. NCBI's taxonomy places the organism in Eukaryota, Metazoa, Chordata, Aves, Cuculiformes, Cuculidae. The transcript is spliced from 3 exons.